Sipha flava (yellow sugarcane aphid) is the source of this 837-nucleotide messenger RNA. RefSeq names its product probable phospholipid hydroperoxide glutathione peroxidase. The coding region runs from base 127 to 696 and encodes 189 amino acids. Gene Ontology annotation, biological process: response to oxidative stress. The record is from RefSeq and is a predicted model, not a curated record. Gene Ontology annotation, molecular function: glutathione peroxidase activity. Lineage: Eukaryota; Metazoa; Arthropoda; Insecta; Hemiptera; Aphididae. The transcript is spliced from 7 exons.
GUCGAUAACUAUUCAGUCUGUAGUUUUGAUAUAGCCCAUUCGUAACUCUGCAACGAACAACUUUACCACACUGUUUCACGAAUUCACUAUUUUCGUCUCGUUACAGAUCCGCUUCAAUGACAUAACAUGUCGUGUAAAAGAGUUUUGACUGUCUUGGUAUUGGUUACGGCUUUGCCUGCUGUCCUAAGUUUUAAUUUACAUAUUUUGGAGACUCUUGAUAGUUUAAAGUUACGUUUAACGAAGAAAAUUUAUGAUUUCGACCCAGUAAAUAUCUAUGGUGAAAGGAUUCCACUGGCAAUACUUUAUGGAUCUCCAAUGAUAAUAGUAAACAUACCGUUCGACUGUGAUGCUAAACGUAUUUUCGUUUUAAAUGAUCUAAUGGCUCGGUACUCCGAAGAUGGACUGAAAAUACUUGCUUUUCCAACGGACGAGUUUUCGCCGAAAUACCCUCUCGAUCAAUUUACUUCACCAUCCGUAAUAAGGGAUUGGGUUAAUGACAACCAACUACAUUUCAUGGUUUUUUAUAAAAUAUUUGUCAAUGGAAAAUACACUCAUCCGUUAUGGAAAUAUUUGAAAUCAACUUUUGAUCUUUACGAUAAUGACAUAAACGAAGAUUACACAAUGUUUUUGGUAGACAAAAGUGGAAAGCCCGUUGAAAGAAUUCCUGGAACUCCUUGGCUUUCAACUGAAGAAUAAAAAGGAACUGUUAUGCACUCAGAUCUCUAGGCCACUUUCGGUUAAGGCGUCUAUUUGAUAAUCAGUAAGUAAAUGGUUAGAUAAGUUUGUAUCUGUUUUCAAGAGAGGUAAAAAAUGUUGAGGUGACUGUUUAGUUGUUAA